Molecule: messenger RNA, 1233 nt
Organism: Colletotrichum navitas
Lineage: Eukaryota; Fungi; Ascomycota; Sordariomycetes; Glomerellales; Glomerellaceae
Product: eukaryotic aspartyl protease
Exons: 2
Coding region: 1-1233 (410 amino acids)
Biological process (GO): proteolysis
Molecular function (GO): aspartic-type endopeptidase activity
Source: RefSeq, a predicted model, not a curated record
AUGACUGGCUCAUCUUUCGUUUCGGCCCUCGCCGCAGGCCUCGCCCUGGCCUCCACCGCCGUCGCCCUCCCUGCCGGUACCCAGCAGGAGAGCAGCUUCUCCGUCGAGCAGGUCCGCAACCCCCGCUACGUCCGCUCCGGUCCCCUCGCCCUGGCCAAGGCCUACCGCAAGUUCAAGGUUCCUCUUCCCCAGGACCUUGCCAACGUCGUCGCCAACAUCACCGCCGCCGGCGUCGGCAAGCGCGCCACCGGCAGCGUUACCACCACCCCUGCCGAGUUCGACGUCGAGUACCUGAGCCCCGUCCAGAUCGGUACCCCGGCCCAGACCCUCACCCUCGACUUUGACACCGGCUCUUCCGACCUCUGGGUCUUCUCCACCUUGACCCCGUCCAGCGAGCGCAACGGUCAGACCGUCUACGACCCGAGCAAGUCCACCACCGCUUCCCGCCUCUCCGGCGCCUCCUGGUCCAUCUCCUACGGCGACGGUUCAAGCUCCAGCGGUGUCGUCUACAAAGACACCGUCAGCGUCGGCGGCCUGUCCGUUACCGGCCAGGCUGUCGAGGCCGCUCAGACCGUCUCGGAAUCGUUCAGCGAAGAGAGCGACCUGGACGGUCUUCUAGGUCUUGCUUUCAGCAGCAUCAACACUGUCGAGCCCAAACAACAGACCACCUUCUUCGACACUGCCAAGUCCAAGCUGAGCUCGCCGGUCUUCACCGCAGACCUGAAGCACAACCAGCCCGGCAAGUACAACUUUGGUUACAUUGACAGCUCGGCCUACACCGGCUCCAUUGCCUACACCCCGGUCGACAACAGCCAGGGCUUCUGGGGAUUCACCUCGUCCGGCUACCAGGUCGGCUCCAACAGCUUCGUCAGCAAGUCCGUCAGCGGCAUCGCUGACACCGGCACCACCCUCCUCCUCCUCCCCGACUCUAUCGUCAAGGCCUACUACAGCAAGAUCAGCGGUGCCAAGUACGACUCUUCCCAGGGGGGCUACGUUUUCCCCUGCAAGACCACCCCCCCGUCCUUCACCUUCGGUGUCGGCAGCGCCCGCGUCACCAUCCCCGGCUCGUACAUGAACUUCGAGGCUGUCACCACCAGCUCUUGCUACGGUGGCCUCCAGAGCAACUCCGACAUCGGUUUCUCUAUCUUCGGUGACGUUGCCCUCAAGGCCGCUUUCGUUGUCUUCAACGGCGGCACCAACCAGCUCGGCUGGGCUGCCAAGACUCUCUCCUAG